Molecule: messenger RNA, 517 nt
Organism: Megalops cyprinoides (Indo-Pacific tarpon)
Lineage: Eukaryota; Metazoa; Chordata; Actinopteri; Elopiformes; Megalopidae
Product: coiled-coil-helix-coiled-coil-helix domain-containing protein 10, mitochondrial-like
Exons: 4
Coding region: 122-517 (131 amino acids)
Biological process (GO): mitochondrion organization
Cellular component (GO): mitochondrion; nucleus
Source: RefSeq, a predicted model, not a curated record
UUUGUGUUUAAUGGCCAGUCGUAUAGCGUCAGGACAACGGUGACGAUAAACCUGUUUCCAAAGCCCGUGUUCAGCUACAUUUCAUAGGUUUCCCGCGGCAGGUUAACAAACGGCUAACGGAAUGGCACGAGGAAGCCGCAGACCCUCUCCAGCAGCAAGCCACCCAAACCCCUCUCACUCCUCUGCCCCAGCUCACUCCACGCCUGCAGCCCUGCCACCUGCCCCAGUCCAGCCCAAAGAGCCAGGCCUCAUGGUGCAGAUGGCCAGCACGGCAGCCGGUGUGGCCGCCGGCUCCACCGUGGGGCAUGUGCUAGGCCAUGCCAUCACUGGGGCUCUCAGUGAAGGUAGCACCAGCACCCCUGAGUCACCCAAACCUGCAUAUCAGGAAGCUUCCACAGACCCCUGCCUCUACCAGGUGAGGCAGUUCCUGGACUGCGCUACCACCCAGAAUGACCUCCACCUGUGUGAGAGCUUCAAUGAAGCCCUCAAGCAGUGCAAGUACUCAAAUGCUGAAUAG